This is a messenger RNA of Nymphaea colorata (pocket water lily), 2608 nucleotides long. RefSeq lists its product as uncharacterized. The record is from RefSeq and is a predicted model, not a curated record. Bases 739 to 2289 code for a protein of 516 amino acids. Gene Ontology annotation, molecular function: nucleosomal DNA binding; double-stranded DNA binding. Gene Ontology annotation, biological process: negative regulation of DNA recombination; nucleosome assembly; chromosome condensation. Lineage: Eukaryota; Viridiplantae; Streptophyta; Magnoliopsida; Nymphaeales; Nymphaeaceae. Gene Ontology annotation, cellular component: chromatin; nucleus; nucleolus. The transcript is spliced from 2 exons.
AUAUUAUGUAAGUUACAAAUUCGGCCAUGAAACUUAUGCUUCAACCUCAAUGCCUCGCCUCGCUUUUUCGCAAGCCUUUUACAACAUUGCUCAAUAGAACGAUAUGAAGAACAUUUCUGCUGCGACAUUUCUUGACGGGCUCCUCUACAAACCAAACCAGUGCGCAACCAAAUCCCAACCAAUUCUUCUUCCCCAUUCUUCAUUUCUCUCUCUAGGAAGCAAUCCACACAGCUCUGCCUGAUAAUAUUUCUGAUCAUUUCCCUUCCCAACCAGUGAUUACUCCACCUUUCCCCAAAGUCUGAACUCUUCGUACACCAUCGUCCAGGGAAUCCUCUUUCGUCCAGACUUCCAAACCACCGACGCCCACACUCCUUAGCAACAGUACAUUUCACAAGCACAUGAGAAUUGCUUUCCUCUGCAGAUUCACACGGCAUACAUCUCGCCCGAACAUCACCCCUCCAAAUCACGUCUCGCCGCCGGCCGGCCUUCUCUUCCAGGAGAACACCGCCCCACAGUUCGCCCAAAAAUGCAGAGAAGGGGAGCCAAGAGAGAACGGGAGUAGUCAAGCAAAGAUCUUAAGCUGUGCCACGUCAUCGAUCUGUCUUGUCGUUCAAACCCCAUUCCCCGUGCUCCGAUCAGGCAACCAACGGACGGGAACCAUCUGAACCCUCUUUAAAAAUCUCCGCUCUCCGUUUUCAGCUCCUUUUCCUGCCUCUGUUAUCUUACACGAACUCGUCAAUGGUGGACAAUGCGCUGCAGUCAGAGAAGGUCCCCACUAUGGAAAAUCCAGACGCUUCUACAGGCAACCUUUUGUAUCCUGAGAUGAUAAUGGCGGCUGUGAGAGCACUCAACGAGCCGAACGGCUCGAGCAAGGAGGCGAUUUGCAACUAUAUUGAGUCGAACCACCCGAACGUUCGCCCAUCUCACUCGACGCUACUGUUGCACCACCUCCACCUGCUCAAGGAGGACGGAUCUCUCGUCAUGGAGAAGCACUGCUACAAGGUCCCGUCUGAUUCUCAGGGCUCAGAACCUAUCUCUGCCCCAGCGAAGCAGGGGCGUGGUCGUCCGCCGAAGCCUCAGAUCGCAGUUCUGGCAGGGGGCCCCCCUCAGCCGCGCGGUCGUCCUCCGAAGCCGAAGGUCGGAGUUCCGGCAGGGGGUCCCUCUCGGCGGCGCGGGCGUCCUCCGAAGCCAAAGGUCAGAGUUCCGGCAGGGGGGGGCUCUCGUCCGCGCGGUCGUCCUUCGAAGCCGAAGGUCGGAGUUCCGGCCGGGGGUCCCUCUCGGCCGCGCGGUCGUCCUCCGAAGCCUACGAUUGAAGUUCCCGCCGCGGGCUCGCCUCGCCCUCGAGGUCGCCGUCGCGGUCGUCCUCCGAAGCCUAAGGUCGGAGUUCUGAGUCCAGGGGAGUCCCCUUCCUCACGAGGUCGGCCGACGAAGAAGCCGAAAGUCGGAGGGGAAGCAACCGGCGCGCCUUUGCCCCAGAGUCCGCCAAAGGUCGCAGGCACCGCAGCGGUUCCUGCUGGAGGCACUCCUAGUCCCCGUGCGAAACCCCCGAAGCCGAAGGACCCGACUAAGCUUUCCGUCCCUCCGUUGCGAAAGUAUUCGCGGUCCCGCGGACGGCCGGCAGAAGUUCCAGCAGUAGUAGAAGUCGCCACUGUUCCCGCCGCGGGCUCGCCUCGCCCUCGCGGUCGCGGUCGUCCGCCGAAGCCUAAGAUCGGAGCUCUGAGUCCAGGGGAGUCCCCUUCCUCACGAGGUCGGCCGACGAAGAAGCUGAAAGUCGAAGCGGAAGCAACUGGUGCGCCUCCACCCCAGGGUCCGCCGGGGAAGGUCUCAGGCACCGCAGCGGUUCCUGCUGGAGCCACUCCUCGUCCCCGUGGGAGACCCCCGAAUCCGAAGGACCCGACUACGCCUUCCGUCUCUCCGUUGCCAAAGUCUUCGCGGCCCCGCGGACGGCCGACGAAGAAACCGAAAGUCGGAGCGGAAGAAACCGGCGCGCCUCGGCCCCUGGGUCCGCCGGCGAAGGUCGCAGGCACCGCAGCGCUUCCUGCUGGAGCCACUCCUCGUCCCCGUGGGAGACCCCCGAAUCCGAAGGACCCGACCAAGCCUUCCGUCUCUCCGUUGCCAAAGGGUUCGCGGACGCGCGGACGGCCGCCAAAGGCGAAGCCGGCAGAAGUUCCAGCGGUAGUAGAAGUCGCCACAACGGUAGAACUUCCUUCUUGGAAACAAAGACUGUUUACUCUGUCAGUUAGAGUUGCGCCCCACGUCCCCGUUACGAUCACCGGAACAUGUAGAUGAUAAUCGAUAUUACGAAGAACACUCGACAAAUGAACUUUGCAAAGACAGACCAACUUUAGUUUCUCUAUUUAGCCAUUCACAAAGAGGAUGUAGUACUGUUACAGUUGCCGGAGCAAGACGCUCUUCUCUCCGUGCAAUUUUCCUUUCCCUGCUGGUCUUUAUCUCGGCUCCGUUGGCUUCGUCUUGAGAGUCUUUGCUCUUGCUUUCUCUGCCUUCGACCUGUGAAAUUGUGAAUAUUCUCCAUCAGUGCGCGUUUGUUUUCGAAGACACUUUCUUUCAUGUACAAUAUGAUAAUACAUAUGCUUGUUAAUCUUCUUCA